ACAACUUCAUGUCUUAAUUUGACUAGUCUUCGUGUAUUUGCCAGUCAAAGCUCUCUAUUAUAGCUUUCAGUUUAAAUUCUUGUAUACAGAAUACGUAUAAAUACAUGAUUCGGGUAGAUUGUAAUCGUGCUUGGAGUUGGUAGUAAAAAUAAAGAUGAAUAAUAAUCAAACCAAAGGAUUAAGCGACGGAGAAUACAUAGUACUUCGGGGAGCUGGAAAUACGAUAACGGCAUGUUACUACGAAAAAGUAACAAACGACAAGGCGUUUUGGAAAAGUGAAUAUUCAUUGAUCAAUUCUCUUCCUUACUUUGUCAUACAAUUGAGUCUUAUGAUGUUGUGCAUUCGUCUUUUGUUCAUUGUCCUCAAACCUCUUCGCCAGCCACGUUUCUUGGCAGAGCUUUUGAGUGGCGUUUUGCUAGGCCAAACUUUCACCGCGGUCAGUCCAUUUUCUAAUCGAUACAUACAUCCGGCCAAGUCCACCACGACGUUAGACACCAUGGGCCAAUUAGGUUUGGUUUACUAUAUGUUCCUUGUGGGCUUAGAAAUUGACAUAACUACGUUGAGAUGCAUUGAGAGAAAGGCCAUGUGCAAUGCAGCGAUCACUAUUCUGUUUCCUCUCUUUUCUGGGAUAGGAUUAUAUUACUUCAUUAUGCAUUUCAAAGAUGCGAAAUUGAUGGGUAUGGGCGGUGCUGUGUGGGCCAUUACCCUCACUGUCACGAGCUUUUCUGAUCUUGCUCGAGUCCUUUCAGACAUGAAGCUACUACAUACGGAUAUCGGAAGAUUGGCCUUAUCGUCAGCUAUUCUUUGUGACCUUGUAGCUUGGUCUCUUUUGGUGGCCACAAUAACAAUGGCUAACCAACAUUUUUAUUACUUGAAUGUAUUUACAAUGAUUGCAUUUGCGGUUUUAUGUUGGUUUGUGGUGCGGCCUGGCAUUUCCUGGAUUAUUCGUCUCAAUAACUCAUCCAAUGGAGGCAUCGAUUACGAGCUGCUUACAUAUUUUAUUCUUGGAGGUGUAGUCGUCUUCGGAUUCAUUACAGAUGCUUGCGGCUCUCAGUCCAUGAUAGGAGCUUUCUUGUUCGGACUUGUUAUACCCAAAGGAGAUCUUACAACAAAGCUCAUAGAGAAACUUGAAGACUUUGUCACUGGGAUUAUGCUUCCAGCCUUCUUCUGGACCAACGGGCUUAAGACCGAUCUAUUUGAUAUGACUGGUAGUGUUAAUCCAUUGAUUGUCAUCACAGUCGUAAUUUUGGCUUGCUUGACGAAAAUUGUAGGCGCCUUCAUCUUCUCAAUGACUCAGGGCAUGUCUACUCGGGAAGGAAUCCUUCUUGGGGUCCUUAUGAACACCAAAGGCGUUUUGGCUUUAAUUGUUAUGAACUCUGGGAGAGAUUUGCGGGGCUUUGACCAACAACUGUUUGCCAUUAUGACCAUGUCCUUGAUCCUAAUAACUUUGAUGGUGAAGCCUAUUGCCAUGGCUGCCAUUAAGUCCACAAAGCAUGUCAGACCGUUCAAACGCAGGACCAUUGAGCGAAGCAAAAAUGACUCUGAACUACGAAUUCUUUCUUGCAUUCAUUCGACUAGCAAUUUAUCAGGAAUGAUUAAUCUUCUUCAAUACUCUAAUCCUACAAAGCAAUCUCCCAUCUGCAUUUUCGCUCUCCAUUUGCUUCAACUGACAGAAAGACGUGUUACUGCAAUGCUAAUUGUCCAUGACGCUUACAAUCAUGUUACUGCUGCCACCGGCCAAGGGAGCAAAAACCAGGAGGUACAAGAGUCAGAACACAUCAUCAAUGCCUUCCACACCUUUGAAAGCAAAUUCACAGCGAUCUCAAUUCAGGCACUAACGGUCGUAUCUCCAUACAGCUCCAUGCAUGAAGAUGUGAGUAGACUAGCAGAGGACAAGAGAGUCAAUCUCAUCUUGGUUCCAUUUCAUAAGCAACCAGAUAUUUAUGGCAAACUUCAGGAUGAGGAGGACGUUUCAUUGAGAGCCGUCAAUAGAAACCUCCUAGCAACGGCUCCUUGCUCUAUUGGAAUACUCAUCGAUAGGGGUCUUGGCGAAUUCCAAACACAGACCCACUUCAUCAUGGCCUUUCUUGGCGGGGCAGACAGUCGUGAGGCCUUAGCUUUUGCGUGGAGGAUGGCAGGAACCAUGGGAGUGAUGCUUACAGUUGCGCGUUUUGUUCCUACUACAGCAGUAGUGAAUGAGGAAAAAGAGGCUUUAACCGAGCUGGAUAUAGAGAAAAAGCUAGAUGAUGAUUAUGUUAAUGACUUCAGGUACAAGACGAUGUACGAUGACUCCAUAAUAUACACAGAAGUACCAGUGAGCUCUGCGGAUGAAAUAAUCACAACAAUGAGAAGAAUGCAUAAUGGUUGUGAGUUGUACAUAGUAGGACGAGGGCAAGGAGCUGCAACACAAUUGACAAUGGGGCUAUUAGAAUGGAGUGACUGUGAGGAGCUGGGAGCCUUAGGUGACACUCUACUUUCAUCAGACUUUUCAGAGAAUUCAUCCAUCCUUGUAAUCCAACAACACUGUAUUCCAGCUACCAGAGAGGGAGGAGUUAAGAAUGCACAUGUCCAUCACAAGUUCCACCAUUAUAACAACUAAAUGACUUGACACUAACAUGUAGCUAGCGUAACGUCCCUUCAAGUUUCAUUAUUGAAUUAUUUCCUAUGUAUUUUCCUGCAUUUGGAAAAAAAAUUAAAAGGACUGGAUUUUGGUUUUAACUUUA
Messenger RNA from Jatropha curcas, 2723 nucleotides. RefSeq names its product cation/H+ exchanger 21 (gene CHX21). The record is from RefSeq and is a predicted model, not a curated record. Gene Ontology annotation, molecular function: antiporter activity. NCBI's taxonomy places the organism in Eukaryota, Viridiplantae, Streptophyta, Magnoliopsida, Malpighiales, Euphorbiaceae. Gene Ontology annotation, biological process: proton transmembrane transport; regulation of pH. Gene Ontology annotation, cellular component: endomembrane system; membrane.